This is a messenger RNA of Hypanus sabinus (Atlantic stingray), 606 nucleotides long. RefSeq names its product opioid-binding protein/cell adhesion molecule homolog. Gene Ontology annotation, biological process: cell-cell adhesion. Bases 1 to 606 code for a protein of 201 amino acids. Gene Ontology annotation, cellular component: cell-cell junction. The record is from RefSeq and is a predicted model, not a curated record. The transcript has 5 exons. Gene Ontology annotation, molecular function: cell adhesion molecule binding. Lineage: Eukaryota; Metazoa; Chordata; Chondrichthyes; Myliobatiformes; Dasyatidae.
AUGGAGGAGCAGUGCAUCACUCUCCUCCCCGUUCACCUGUUUGGCACUGGGCGACCCUACCAGGAGCCAAAGCGAAAUGUCCUGACUCCAGGGGGCUGUGGGGAGCAGUUUCAGAGCGAGGGGGAGUAUCUGGAGAUGGUGGCUGUCAGCCGGUAUCAGGCCGGACAAUACGAGUGCAGCAGUUCCAACGGACUUGGGACACCUGACUCUCACCGCGUCCACCUCACCGUCAACUAUGCCCCGGAGAUCACAGAUGUGAGGAACGUGACGGGAAGGAAAGGACAACCUGCCGUUCUGCGCUGUGAGGCUCACUCUGUACCUGCCGCAGACUUCCAGUGGUACAAGGAGGAGAAGAGGCUCUCGGGAGGAAUCGAAGGUUUACGAAUCCAGAAGGAUCGGACGAGAUCCCUGCUGAUGUUCCUCAAUGUGUCCCAGGAGAGUUAUGGGAAUUACACAUGCUUCGCCUCAAACCGGCUGGGUGGAAUGAGUGCCAGCAUGUUCCUCCACGGUGGACCCUCCUCCCAUGGACUCCGGGCUGCCUUGUCGAGGGGUCUCUGGUUCUACCUCGGAGCGCUCGGCCUCCUCAUCGCCCUCGGCAGUGAUUAG